Molecule: messenger RNA, 1412 nt
Organism: Kickxella alabastrina
Lineage: Eukaryota; Fungi; Kickxellomycota; Kickxellomycetes; Kickxellales; Kickxellaceae
Product: WD40-repeat-containing domain protein
Exons: 1
Coding region: 142-1341 (399 amino acids)
Molecular function (GO): protein binding
Source: RefSeq, a predicted model, not a curated record
UUUCGGUUUACACACAAGCAAUGACUUGUCAGUGCGCGCCAUGGGUUUUCCAUGUUUGCCACAAUUUUUUGUUCAUAUCUUAGCUUUUUUCUUCUGAUUUUUGCAAUCAGCUUUGCUCAAUUUUAAACGACAUCAUUUCAAAUGGAAGGCGGUCAGCGGAAACGUGUCAACAACGACAAACAGGCAAAGCCCGAUAAGCGCGCCAGGAGCGACGCCAAGCCCACCAAGAGCGAUGCCAAGCCCACCGCUGCAGCCAAAUCACCCAAAUCACCUAAAUCAGUCAAGGCUAAGCCCGCCAAACCCGCCUCCACGGGCGCCGCAAUCCCCGCUCUGCCUACGACCCAGCCUGCAAAGGACAGCUUCUUGAUCUCGGCCGGCACAUACGAGCGCCUCCUCUACGGAAUUGAGGGCCGCUUUGUCGGCAGCCAGCUGACCCUCAAUCCGCAGUUUAUUAUCCCCGCCCACACCGGCUGCAUCAAGGCCGUGUCUGUUGGCGGUCGCUAUCUGGCCUCGGGCAGCACUGACGAAAGCAUUAGGCUGUAUGAUUUGAAGAAGCGCGUGGAGCUGGGCUCGCUGCACGAGCACACAGGCACGAUCACCUCCCUGCACUUCCACGGCCAUACGCACUUGCUAUCGGCGAGCACUGAUGGUGCUAUCUGCAUCUAUCGCACAAAGGACUGGGAGCCCCUCAAGGUGCUCAGGGGACACAAGGGCGCUAUCCAUAGCAUUGCUAUCCACCCGACUGGAAAGCUGGCGCUCUCGGUUGCCGAGGACCGCACCAUUAUUAUCUGGAAUCUGCUUACGGGCAAGCGUGCCAGCCGCACCAAGACCCCGCAGCUGGGAGAAAUUGUUGCCUGGAGCCCGUCUGGGACCACCUACGUUAUUGGAUAUGCCACUGAAAUUCAGCUGCACAAGGUUGGCCAGUCAGAGGCCAUUGCCACCAUCUUCUCAUCUCAGCGCAUUCUUUCCAUACUCGUUGUCGCUUGCAAGGGCAAGGAGUACGUGCUCGCUGGAUGCCAGGACAAGCGUGUGUACAUAUACUCGGCCGAGGGCACCGAGCUCGGAUCUGUGCUGUGCCACGAGAACCGCAUCAAGGGCCUUAGCAGCGUGGACAUGACCUUCCCAGACGGCUCAAUCCACACAAUAAUUGUGUCCGUCUCCUCGGACGGCCGGAUCAAGGCGUGGAAGCUGGAUGACAUGAUCGAAUCAGUCUCGGUCUCGGCCGCAGACAAGGACAAGAACGAGGAUGCCGCCGACAGAGAGGAAGUUGAGCCUCUGGCGAAUUACAACGCUGAUGUCCGGCUCACAUGCGUAGCCGCCUCCAAUAACAUUUACCAAUAAUUUUUUCUUUGUUCACUCGCCCGCAUUUUCUUGAGAAUAAGAUGAGCUGCAGCUUUUAUAAAAUGUUAAAA